AUGCCUUUAAGAAGUGACUCUUGUGUUUCUGAACGUCCAAGACCUCGACAAUUAGACUUGAGUCAUUGGAACGAGAACGUAGUUUCUUCCUCACUUAAUCACCACGAAGAUGAGAUUUUAUCUCGUUUUUCUAAGUGUAGAGAGCCUUCACGCCGUUCAUAUGCAGACUCUGAUCAAUUGAACAAAUAUUCAAGUGAACAAAGGAGUAGACGCGACAGUCAAUCGAAUGAAAGACGAAAUUCAUUUCAGGAUGAAAGUUCUUUGACUUCGUGUCGAUUGAAUAAUCAGCACGAGACGGACGAGUUUCUUUCUGAGGAUCAUGUGAACGCAUCUCGAUGGAAUGAGGUAGACAGAUCAGACUAUUUGAGUCGUGAAUUCUCAAAUAAUCCAAGUGCUUUACUGGAAUCACAAUCCCUAGCAUCUUCGAAUAGAAAUGCUGAAUCAUUACUUUUGAACGAUAAAGUUGAUUCGAUUCGUAGUGCGGAGUCACCACUUAAAGCUCCAAUGUACCAUGGAACGUCAGCUUUUGAUGAAAUACACAAACCUCGAGCUUCGUUGUCGUCAUCUAGUAAUGAAAAUCAAUUGGAAGAUGAAUUUCAUGGAAGGAAAUUUAAGACAUUCGAUCGUAUGAGUCUCCAACGUUUUAACGAAAACGAGAAAGAAUCGGGUACUACUUUGUCAAAAGAGCAUGAUCUUGAUGAAUCUUUGUAUCAUUUUCGAAAGAAAAUGCGGGAGGUUUUCAUUCGUAUUGAAGAUAUGGUGGAUGUCCAUCGCUCAUUUUUUAAAUCGGAUCUAAGAAAAGGCAGUUUAAAAUGUCAAAAAGAACUUGAGCAGCAAGCAGAAAAACUUGCAACGAAUACUUUUGAGCAAUUAGCGAGUUUACGAAAUCAAUUUACUUGUCUUGCUAGAGAAUUUCAACAAUCUCAAGAUCAUUCAUCGAAUUUUCAAGACCAUCGAUGGACUGAUAAUUCCUCGAAUCAAGAAGAUGAACAAUUGAGAACAAGUUGUGAAUAUGAUGAUAACGUUACAAUGGAAAAGCAAACUGAUGGUCCAGAAUUCUCGAUCUCAACUCUAAACUCAUUCAAUGACAAUGAAUGUAGACCUCAUACAAUCACGACAUUAUUCUCGAAUGAUUCGAAAAACUUUUCAAACACUGAAGAUAUGUUCAAAGAUUUUGACAAACGGAUGGAAAACAUACGAAAUUCACUUCAUGGGAUAGCGAAUGGAGAGAAAACACGAUAUCAUCGAAAUGUUGACGAAGUUUCGAGUGGAAUCAAGUCAAGGAUACAACGAAUUUCCAGACAAUAUGACGACGAUAAUGAAAGUCAAAGUCAACUACAAACCGGUGGUCGCGAAAUGAAAGUUCGUCAAUUAUUAAAGAAAUUGAAUCAUCUCCAUGCGUCUGACGACACUUAUUGA
This is a messenger RNA of Plasmopara halstedii, 1419 nucleotides long. RefSeq lists its product as uncharacterized. The coding region runs from base 1 to 1419 and encodes 472 amino acids. Lineage: Eukaryota; Oomycota; Peronosporomycetes; Peronosporales; Peronosporaceae. The record is from RefSeq and is a predicted model, not a curated record. The transcript is spliced from 3 exons.